CCAUCUUCCCAGGAAAAUACAUAAUGUUUCGUACAGCAAUAACAUCGUUGUAACACAGUACAGCGUCCCCGUAUGUACUAAAGAAGUUGCUCGUAUUGUGCAAUGCGAAUGUGGUUCCCUGUCGAAUACGUUCCAUGCCUGUGUUGGAUAGUUAUUUAAGUGCUACUUUAGGCAAAGAUGCCAGGUCUUGUGGUAUUUGGAAGGCGCUGGGUUAUAGCGAGUGAUGAUUUUGUCUUUCCCGGAGCUUUUGAACUUUUCAUCAGGUUUAUAUGGUGGAUUUUGAUGUUGGUUUUGUUUUUCCUUUACAAGGGAGAAUUUAACUGCUCUGGAGGGCAGUUGUUAUAUGCCUAUGUCAUUGGGUUGAUUGUGCUAUUAGCUAUCAUAAUAAAUGUCCUGCUAAUCAUCGUUUGUGUCAGCAUGCAAGGAACGAUCACUAAUCCAGGUCCACGGAAGAGUAUCCCUUUAUUAAUUUAUAUUCGUACUGCCUUGUACCUGCCGGAAUUGGUCUGGGCCUGUCUUGGAGCUGUUUGGAUUUCGGACAACAGUAUGACUUGUCAUCGCUCUGUUGUUAUUGCUGUCCUUUGUGCAGUCAUUGCAAGCUGGAUCAUCUGUUUCUUCACUCUGGUUGUUGUGCUGAUCGCCUUUGAUCCCCUGGGCAAUAAGAAGCAAGCAAUUCUGAGGAAAACAAAUAUUCACGAUCAGCAGAGCAGUGAAGCAUCCCAGCUCUUUGACACUGCCAAGAGAGUGGCCACUCGAGUUUGGGAGAACCGCCUCAAGUUGAUGUGCUGCUGCAUUGUGUGGGACAAUGACAACCGCGCAGCUUUUGCAAACAUCGCUGAAAUUUUCACUUCCUUCUUUUCUGGCACAGACAUGGUCCCAAGUGACAUAGCGGCAGGAUUAUCUCUCAUUCAUCAGGAACAGGAUAAACUGGAAAAGUGCAGGGAACCUGAAGAAGUAGUGUGUCAGAGCUCACAACCAUCAGCUUCUAUGAAUCAAGAUUUGGAUAUGGAGCUUGAAAAUGCUACUCAUUAUAUGGUGUUUGCUGCUGCUGCUUAUGGAUGGCCACUGUAUAUUUUCAGCAAUCCAUUCACAGGAGCCUGCCAACUCUGCUGUGACAUUUAUGAAAUUCCAUUUUAUGUAGCUUUGGAUCACAAGAAAGAGGCUGUUGUGGUAGCAGUGAGAGGAACAUUAUCUCUUCGGGAUGCUCUGACUGAUCUCUCAGCAGAAUGUGAAGAACUUCCUGUAGAGGGUGUUCCUGGGAACUGCUGUGCACACAAGGGAAUGGUUCAGACCUCAGAGUAUAUUUACUCUAGGCUAAUAAAUGAUGGAAUUUUGAACCAAGCAUUCAGCGUUGUUCCAGAGUACAGGCUUGUUAUAACCGGCCAUAGUUUGGGAGCUGGUACUGCUGCCCUUUUGGCUAUACGUCUCAGAAGGUUGUUUCCAGGGUUAAAAUGUUAUGCUUUUUCUCCACCUGGAGGAUUACUGAGUAAACCACUUGCAGAUUACUCAAAAGAUUUCACUAUAUCCAUUAUUGUCGGGAAAGAUCUGGUCCCAAGGUUAAGCAUCCCUAAUAUGGAGGAGCUGAAAAGAAGGACUGUGCAAGUAGUAGCUAACUGCACUAAGCCAAAGUACAAGAUACUUCUAAGAGGAUGUUGGUAUGAGGUAUUUGGAGGAAACCCAGAUGACUUCCCAUCUGAACUAAGUGGCAUUUCAAAUGAAACUCUGUCCCAGCCACUACUUGCAGAGCAGAGUCUAUCUGGUCAGAACUCAAAUUCCUACAGCUCUUCACCUGAUGUAUCACCUUCAUCAAUGUCUAGUCAUCAUCAGCCUCUGUACCCCCCUGGAAGGAUCAUUCACAUCACUGAAGAAGGCAGUACAGGAAGGUUAUGCUACUCCCAAGUCCGUUACAAGGCAGCCUGGUCCAAAGAAAGUGCCUUUAGCAGCAUCUACAUCAGUCCAAAAAUGAUAACAGAUCAUAUGCCAGAUGUUGUUCUCAAAGCCUUAGAAAAUGUGACUCAGGAUCAACCAGUUAUUGUGUGUUCCCAGCCUCCUGAUGAUCCUGUAGCUCGAGAUAUAUAAAUAUUUAAAGCAGGAAGAACGGAGUCUAUGGUAUACGUUCAGAAAGUAUGCAUUUUUAUUUUGCAUUCCAUGUGAAUGUGCAAUAAGUAAUUGAGUCUGCAGUAGACCACCUUCUUUGGGGAAUGGGAUUACUCAUAAUACUGGAGUGUAAAGGGCUUUGGCGAAUUUGAAGGCUUUUUUCAUUGACAGUCUCAACCGUACAUAUUUUGAGACUGGAUAGUGUUCAGUAAAUUCACAUACUGCUGUAGCAGCUGUGAAUGCUUUUAAAUCACUGACAAGUUUAAUCAUCCAAAAGGCAUCCACAGCACAGAAUGUAAAGGAAGUCAAAAUUAAUCAUGAGGUACACAGUACAGUACAGGAAGAUUUUAGCCAGUGCUUUGUCAGUCAUCUUUUAAAAGUGAAGCCCAUGCAUUGUGACAAGGCACAGGCCCUGAGUGAAUGACUUUCAUAUGCUGUGUUCCAGAACAGGGAUUGUAUCUACAUUUGUGUUUGCUUCAUGGUAUCAUUGCCUGGAAAGGGCAUGUUUUAACAUGCUUGUGGUUAGCAAGUGCAACCAACUUUAACAAAUUUUAUGAGCUGACAUUUCAGGAGAAUCUUCAUAAAGAUCACACAGAAGCAUCUUUUUAUGCAGACCUGUAAUAAUGCAAGAAAGCAUAAAUGCAGCAGAACAUAAGGACUAGUGAAGGAUAACCUGUACCUGUAAAAAGCACACUAAAACUAAGACUCAUCCAUGAAUGGGUUGAAGUCAUUUUAACUGACUGGAUGUGUUCUUGUGUGUCAUUCAACCAUAUCUAGCUAUGGAAUUUCUGUCUCAGCAAUAAGAUAUUCCUGAAAUGAGGACAGUGUAUUCCAGGAACAUGACUUGUAAUUCAGUACUCAUAAACAGAAUGCCUUUUGGCCGGCAGACAGAAAAGAGUGGACAGUGACAACAGAUAGCUUGCUAAGCUCAAACUGUUUGCCAAUUUUGUAUGCGUGGUGCUGCCUACUCUGUAUGCUGCCAGUCCUACUUGACAUGUUCCUUUUGUCUAAAGGAUUUCCUUUGCUUCUUGCAUGAGUGUUAAAACAUCUUUAAUAGUUUACAAUGCAUAUAUUCAACCCUGCUAGUGAGGAAAAUGCAACUUCGUAUGAUCUUUUAUAUUUGUAAAGUAACUUUCUGCUUAAUUAGUCCGUGUUCCUUUUCCUGAGCUGGACUAUUUGAUGUGUAGAAUAAUAUGUUCACUGUGUCAUUUCUUUUUUAGGCUUUUGCAUACAGAUGUUACUUACAUCCUUCAAAAUCAUAGCCGGCCUUAGGCAUAGGCCAACUAGGCCGCCGCCUAGGGCGCCGCUCUAUCAGGGGCACUUUUCCAGUAAUCUGGGUGGUGGAGGUAGACCAGGAUGGGGCCACUGGGUGGUGUGAGGGAGCACUGUGGACCCCUUUUGCCUAGGGCAUCAGUUGACCAAAAUAUGUUUCAUCUUGUACCCCACUUCAUUUUAGUUUCCUUCAUUAAACUGCGUUCACCUUCAGUCCAUGCAUAUAUGUUGUUAAAAAACUGUACAUAUCCUCAGGAAACAUUAUCACUCAUGGUGCAGUGAUAUCAAAACAUUUCUGUAUCUCCAGGUAGCUCUUUUAUUUACUGACACCCUUUUAAGUAGGAUACUCUCUUGACCUUGAAUUCUACAAACAUUACAUUUUACCCUGAAUAAGCAGACUUAAUCAUCACUAAUUAUGGAAUGAAUGAAUGGAUGACGAUCCUGCCACAGCUAGAAUCUAAUCAGUUCUAACACUUGCCAGAUGCCUUAAGUGUAUGUUACUGUAGGUUGUCCUAUAGAAAAAAUUUUGAUGAUGAAACUUUAAUUUUGCAUUCAAUAGCAGAACACAGGUGAAACUGUUAUGUGCUGUGCUGCCUUUGAGUGGCAUUUGUAUAUUUUACAGCACAGCAAAGAAAAUUUCAAGGACAAAACUGUGAGAUAGUUUUCUACCUUGAACUCAAAGGGAAAAUUAUUGUCUGAUGCUGGAGUAGCAUGACUUACUUAAUGUAAAUGUCCCAGGAGAAAAGAGGUAUUCUGACCGUUUGUUACUUCUUUCAUGGUUACCGAACUUUAAUUCUGGCUUACAUUAUGCUGUCUUUCCUCCCUGGCAUUUUCUUUAAGGCUGUCUUAUAGGAAAUAAUUUGUACCAGGCUAUACUGUUUAACUCUUCAAACUUUAUUUGACAUUGUUUAAAUGCUUGUUGAACCUGUGGUAAUGUAUGCUUUGUUUAGACAAAGAAAUAACUUCUGUGUUAUAAACCGCCAUUAAGGCAUUUUUCCGAA
Messenger RNA from Protopterus annectens (West African lungfish), 4370 nucleotides. RefSeq names its product diacylglycerol lipase beta (gene DAGLB). Lineage: Eukaryota; Metazoa; Chordata; Ceratodontiformes; Protopteridae. The record is from RefSeq and is a predicted model, not a curated record. Gene Ontology annotation, biological process: lipid metabolic process.